AUGUGUGGAACAAUAAUCGUUCAGUCUCCCGCUGUAAGUGAUGAAAUUGACACAAAACAUGAACUUGUUUUUACAGAUUUCUGUACUGUUGUGGUGUCAGAAGAUGGAAUGGAGGUAUACACAUUGUCUUUGCCAUGGAGUGAGCUGACAAGCAAAGUGUACACAAAAAUAAAUGCAAAGAUGAACAUAUCUCAAAAAUAUGUUCUGCUACACAAUGGGGUGGUUGUGACGUUUGAUAAACAUCUCAAUGACCUACCAGAAACCCAUCCCACCAUGCCACUCCAUCUAAACUUGCAAAGACUGGACACGAUACAGGACCAUCGACCUUCUGAAUUAGGGUCAAGGUCAAGUCAGAGGUCAGGGUCAAGGACAGUUAUAGAAGGAGCUGCCUACAAUGGGGAUGACCAUGUUGUCUAUGAUGACUCUGUACAAGCAUGUGACCAGUCAUCUAUGACAGGGGAAAGCGAUGCCAUGUUGGAUAGUUCUGAUUUUGCUGAAGGUCCCAGCAGUCAGAGACAGGUUCCUCCAACACUUGCCUUGACUGGGGCAUUGGCUGAUCCUGGAAAAGGACAAGCUGACUCAGAAAGGUUGAACCGAUCGUGGGGGACAUGUGCCUUUGAAGAUGCCACAAAGAAAGACAUUGAGAUUGAGAAAUCCACAGUUUCAGCUGUCAUCUCUGAUGAGCAAUUCAAACUGUAUGAAGACAAUGAACAUCCAGAAGAAGACGAGCUGCUGGAGGAAGUGAGUCCUGGAGACAUCGAUGAUGAAGCUGAUGACGAGGGUUCACAAAAUACAGAUGAAGAAAAUGCUGACGAUUCGGGACAGGAGAAUGAGCAUGAACUUUCAGAUGAAGCCGGAGAAGCUCUAUCUGAUUUCAGGUCCACAAAUAUGGAAAGACAAUUGUCACUUGAAGGAAAAGAGGAUGCUUUGUUUCAGGGGAUUGGAGAAGAAGGAGGAAGAGACAGAGAUAGUGAUGAGUCAGUGUGUGGUGACUCACGGACAUCCAGUGAAGAAAACUUUUCAGAAGAUGAAGGAGAUGCUGGCAAUGAAGAAAGUGGAGAUGUUGCAGGUCCUUCAUCUAGGAAUCAACCAAGGAUCAGUGUUGAUCCAGAAGGAUCAGCUUCUGAAUCAGAUGAUAAAGUAGCAAGGGAUGUUGAUUCUGAAGUGAAUGGAUCUGAAUCAGAUGAUAAAGUAACCAGGGAUGUUGAUUCUGAAGUGAAUGGAUCUGAAUCAGAUGAUAAAGUAUCCAGGGAUGUUGAUUCUGAAGUGAUGGAUCUCUGA
Molecule: messenger RNA, 1281 nt
Organism: Haliotis rubra (blacklip abalone)
Lineage: Eukaryota; Metazoa; Mollusca; Gastropoda; Lepetellida; Haliotidae
Product: RNA polymerase-associated protein LEO1-like
Exons: 3
Coding region: 1-1281 (426 amino acids)
Source: RefSeq, a predicted model, not a curated record